CGCGCGCGCGGCCUGGAUGACGUCACGGAAAGUGGCGGGAGGGCGUGUGUUGGACCUGCGCAGUAAGCCGGUUUUGUCGACCUGGAGCCCAGCGCGUUGCAAGGGAUUUCCAGUGUUGCGGCGGAGCGUUCUGGUUUCGGCGUUUUCUCGGCAGCUCACAGGAAACUGGCGGGCGCUUUUGAGCCCGCGAACCUGCGGCGGAAGUGGAAGCAGAAAGCCCUUCCUCAAGUGCCUGGAGCUCAGAGAUGCGGCCCAGGGGAGGGGACUAUAGCUAGGUAAGGAGGCCAUGCUUGCUGUUGCUUCCAGAUUCCAUGUCAGCACUGAGUCCUCAGAUGCUGGUGGCAGCUGCUCAGCAGACCUUGGGCAUGGGAAAGAGACGGUGCCCACCCCGAGCUAUCUGCCUUCACCUAGCUGGAGAGGUGCUGGCUGUGGCCCGGGGACUGAAGCCAGCUCUGCUCUAUGAUUGCAAUUGUGCAGGGCCAUCAGAGCUCCAGAGCUAUCUGGAGGAACUGCAGGGCCUGGGCUUCCUGACCCAGGGACUUCACAUCCUCGAGAUUGGAGAAGACAGCUUGAUUGUCAGUCCUGAGCACGUAUGUCAGCACUUGGAGCAGGUGCUGCUUGGUACCAUAGCCUUUGUGGAUGUUUCCAGCUCCCAAUCUCACCCUUCUAUUUGCUCCCUGGACCAGCUUCAGAAUUUGAAGGCCCUAAUGGCUGAGAUCAUCGUGCAUUUGCAAGGGCUGCAGAGGAACCUAUCCCUGGCAGUCUCCUGUAGCAGACUUCAUUCCUCAGACUGGAAUCUCUGUACUGUGUUUGGGAUCCUCCUGGGCUAUCCUGUUCCGUAUACCUUUCGUCUGAACCAGGGAGACGACAACUGCUUAGCCUUGACCCCACUACGGGUGUUCACUGCCCGGAUCUCAUGGCUUCCUGGUCAUCCCCCCAUCUUGCUCUAUUCCUUUAGUGUCCCAGAAAGCUUGUUCCCAGCCCUGAGGGAGAUUCUAAAUACUUGGGAGAAGGACCUUAGAACUCGAUGUAAGACUCAGAAUGACUUUGCCGACCUGAGCAUCUCCUCUGAGGUAGUCACCCUGCCAGCAGUGGCUCUCUGAUUUUAACUCUUCUCUCAUGCAGAAGGUACUCAGUAAAUAAUCAGCUCUAGCUGAAGGAUGGCAUCUCAAGUACCAAUUCAGAGCAUCUUGAAAACACCGGGGGCAGGGGGGUGGUGCUAUGAUCAGUUGUCCACAUCGCAGUGGGCAUGGGAUUAGUGGUGGCGGCAUUGGUUGCACAUUUGCCAUUUCUGUACUAAGGAGUCCUCUUGACUUUGCUGAGAUAUCUGCUGAUUUUUCCACUGGGUAGGAGAUAGAAGAAGAGAGAUUGUGGAGAAGGGCGGUGGAGGACAAGUGUAUGUUCUUGUGUGGUAACUAUAAAUACACCUGCCCUCGUGGGUGGUGUCUGCCAGAAAGUAGAAGACUAGGCGGCUUUUACCACAUGUUUAUAUACCACCAACUGAAUUGGACUAGGGAGGAUAGACGAGGAUGCUCACAUGUCUUACAUGUGUGAUGUGAAUUGUCAUUCCGGAGUAAACGAAGAGUUCUGAGGAACAGAGACUAUUAGAUGAAGUGUUUAUUUUCCAAUAGGUUAAAAAAAACAAUAACAAAGUCAGAAAUCUCAGGUGGGAAAAUGCACACUUCAAAGCAGAUCAACCUUCUGAGUUUUUUAUUGAGUUUCUUGCUUCAGGUUUUCACCCAAGCAGUGGUCACAGGUGAGUCAGAUCAUCAGGCUGUCCUUCUUGGCCAGGAACACUGCCAGUGCUAUAGCAAUCAUCACCAUCAGCAUCGAGAGCCAUCGGCCACAUUGCCUCUGUUAGGAGGGGUGCGGGAGAGAAAGAGGCCAUGGGUUGUUGGAGAAGGUACAGGCAAAAAUAAUCUUCUUCCCAUCCUAGCCCAGUGGAAAACCUUGGGUCAGUAGAGGAGAAAAGCUUUUUGUAUCACUGUCUCUCUCACUUGGUCACAUCCUUUGGGAUAAAACCACUUUACUGCUGGUCCCUGGCCCCCCCAAUCCAGGAUCACUGGCUCAGGGAACCAUACCCAGCAAGAGCCAGAUACUUAGAUACUGAUAUAAGAAUAGUUAAGGAAAGGGGCGCCUGGGUGGCUCAGUGGGUUAAGCCUCUGCCUUCGGCUCAGGUUGUGAUCCCAGGGUCCUGGGAUGGAGCCCCACAUUGGGCUCUCUGCUCCGCGGGGAGCCUGCUUCCUCUCCUCUCUCUGCCUGCCUCUCUGCCUGCUUGUGUUCUUUGUCAAAUAAAUAAAUAAAAUCUUAAAAAAAAAAAAAAGAAUAGUUAAGGGUGGGACAUAAUUCAGCAAAAUUAUAUUAUGCUCUGUUCGUAUCCCGUGGUACUUUUGCUCUCCUCACUCUUACCACUAGCUCAUAAUAAGCUAAAAGAACACCACUUCAUACUUGAGCUAAUAGUAAGUCUUCCCCUCGGGCUCAAGAAUUCCAUGAAAAUUAGGCUUGGAUGCAUGAGCCUGUGUUUGCUGACACUUGUUAUACUAUCAAGCAUGUAAACCAAGUUGAAUGGAACAGGCUGGCCAGAUGUUGGCACGGGCUGAUAAACUUUAUCUGCAGGAUUUGGCUAAAGGAGGAGCCAUCCCACCAACAUCCAGGACAACCUGGGAGGAUAGACCCUCUUACUCUGGGAGGCAGCUGUUGGCUGUGGUUCAGCUCUUCUUGACAGUGCUGCAGCUUACGCAGGCAGGAGAGAUACUCGUCACUGAGGUUGUCUAACUCCGAAUGCAGUUCUUUGCACUGGCGGGGGAGAACACCACCAACGUCAUCACCACCAGUUCCUUCUGGGACAGAGCCCAGGUCUGGGAGAGGGCCCCGUGUGAGUCACCCCCUCAUUCGUUUGGAAUUGUUACCACCAUCCUCCCUUCCCAGCUUUUCUCAGAGAUUUCAGUUUGGGUUUUGACUGUAUCACCUAGUUUUUCCGGAAUGUGUUUGUUUAAAUGAUUAUAAUGCAUAUUACAAUAUUACGUAUUAUACAUGUCAGUGCUCCCACGCGAUUGUGUGUGUGCAAGUGCUUUGUAAAUGGGGGCACCAAAAAAUGAAGUUCUUGUAGCACAAAAGACCUGGGAGUGAUCUCAGUACAAACAUUUUCCCUAGGACCUAGUUGAGUUGCAUGUGAAUACUUCUGGGGAUAUGUGUGUUUCCAAGUAUGUAGAUGGAAAGGGUUUUGUUAUUUAAAAGGCACACUUUAUAAAAGUUUUAAGAUAACUCUAGGACAAAGUGUGAGGGGUUAAUAUGUUUUAUUAAAUGUGUUUGAGUUUAGGUUGAUGUUACAAAAGUAAUUAUUUAAUAAAAUCUGGAAUAGCAGUUGGUAUAAACAAAGAAGGGAAAAGAUUGACAGAUUAGCCCAAAAGCAAAGGCAUUUUAAAAAGGGAAAUGAAUACCUGCUGGCAUCCAGUCACUGUGUAAACUUCAAAAUCUUUGCUCUCUGGCUGCCUCCCAGCAGUUUUCCCUACCAUUGCGGGAUGAUUCCCUCACUACCUUGAGGUCACCGUCUCACCUCCUUUUCCUUGGCCUGGAGCUGCAAAGUCUUCUUUUGCAGCUGGUCUCUGAAAUCCCAUUCUUUCUCCUUCCCUGUACCCUCAGGUUCCACUUCAUAAUGGGAGGGCUUUGGACUCCACACAGGCAAAGCCUGAUCUAAAAAAGCAGCCAGAUUCCCAGUGAUGGUGAGGUCCACACCUCUGAGGCAGGGUCCUAUCACUGAGACAACCUUGGAGUGAGGGGAAGGGAGGAAAGGGAACAAGGGAGGACCUGUCCCUGAUGAGACAGCAUAGAGUAGAAUUCUCUUCCUCCCAUUGGGACCAUGCUCAGUCUUGACACAGAGCUGGAAUUUGAGCCCCUUGAGGGGAAGGUUGGCAUCUUACUUUUCUUUGUAUCCCUAGCCCUGUUUAAUGGCAGAUACUUCCAGAGAAUACUUGCUAAUCCAUUUUCUUUUGUGAUAUUUCUAGAGGUUUGCUGGAUGCUUCAGUAUAACUAACCCCUUCUUCUCCCUUCUGGCUUCAUUUCAGUCAUGAGAAUGGCUGUCCUGUCCUAGACUUCAUCUUCCUAUGGUUAAAGAUGGCUUCUGAGCCAUGUGGCAGUUUUAGUCUUGGUGAAGAGAGCACUGCACUAGGAGUCAAAAAUUCUGGAUUGUUGUCUUAGCUGUGUCCUUAAUUCUUAUGACCGUAGACUUUCAUUUUCUUACCCAUUCUAUGGGUAUCAUAACUUCUGCCUUCUCUUUUACAUGGUGAUUGUGAUGAGAAAACAAAAGACCAUGUGGAGUGCGUAAGUGAGGAACUUGCCCUCUUUAACCCCUCAUACAUGAUGAAUUCUUUUCAGGGAGCUAAGGCAGCAGACUUUUGAGUGCUAAGAGUGACGUGAUUAUUGAAUGCAGCAUGGUGUGGGAUUGUGGAGUUGGAUGUGACUUGGAAAGUCAAGUGUAAAAAUUGACAUUAAAUCCUGCGUUCAAAAUCAAUUUAUUGAAAUGUUCAACACAGAUGUAUAUUUUCAGAGUAGAAAUUCUUUUCACAGUUUAUAUACCUCUCAGGAAAGGAGGCUAACUGAUUAAAGUGUUCUCAAAGUCAAUCAUCAGUCCUGAAAAAGCUCCCCUAGAUCCCUGACCUAACAGACUUCUAGAACUGUAUGGGACUCCAAGAGGUCCUGUAGUCCAUCCCCUGCCUCUAGGCAGGCAAGAAAGACCACUAGCUUAGAAUUUGUGGAAGUAAAUUUGCUGACCUUUCUUUGUUAAGAGUUUCUCCUGUUCUUGAAGCUGUAAAGAUUGAUUCUGGAGCAAACCUGUGGAAAAACACAAGGAACUUGUCUGUACUAGCGUAUCUACUGCACACAGUGUCUUUUCAGAACUUUGCUUCAAACCUUAAUUAUUUAAGAUGUUCCUGGCCAAAUUGGUUGAAUUGUGCCCCUCCCCGCAAUUCAUAGGAAAUCCUAAUCCCUAGUGCCUUAAAAUGUGACCUUAUUUGGAGAAAGGUUCUUUACAGAGGUAAUCAAGUAUUUUAGGGUGUUAGAGUAGGCCCUAAUCUUAAAUUUUGGGAUGCCUGGGUGGCUCAGUUGGUUGGGCUGCUGCCUUCGGCUCAGGUCAUGAUCCCAGCGUUCUGGGAUCAAGUCCCACAUCGGGCUCCUUGCUUGGCGGGGAGCCUGCUUCUCCUGCCUCUGCCUGCCUCUCUGCCUGUGCUCGCUCGCUCUCUCUUUCUCUCUGUCUCACAAAUAAAUAAAUAAAAUUUAAAAGAAAAAAAAAAAGGAGAAAUUUCAACACAACUAGAUAGAAGAUAUCUGAAGAAACAUAGGGAGAAGAAAGCCAUCUACAAGCCAAAGAAAGUGGCCUGGAACAGAUCCUCAGAAGGAAUCAGCCCUGCUAACACCUUGACCUUGGAUUUGUAGCCUCCAGAAAAAAAUAAAUUACUGUUUUUUAAGUCA
Messenger RNA from Lutra lutra (Eurasian river otter), 5466 nucleotides. It is a transcript of the gene C15H1orf74, whose product is annotated as chromosome 15 C1orf74 homolog. The transcript is spliced from 2 exons. The record is from RefSeq and is a predicted model, not a curated record. NCBI's taxonomy places the organism in Eukaryota, Metazoa, Chordata, Mammalia, Carnivora, Mustelidae. The coding region runs from base 312 to 1103 and encodes 263 amino acids.